AUGGCGUUGAUCCUUCUUGUCGUCCUGGCAGUCUUCCUCUUCUUCAGGUGGUACUGGAAGCCAAUUACAAUACCGACCACAAGAGAUGAUAGCUCUUUUCAUCUCCCCGUAGACGCCCAGCGUCGCCAAUACAGGCCCGCCUACUCCGAUCGUAAACCACAUUUCGGCAACAUGUUGACGACGAAGUUUAUUCCUCAAAACUGCGAUCUCAACAAGGACCAUGCGAACAUGCCCGAGACAUUGUCAUCGUUGACACGCGGAAUGGGAAUAUUCCUCAACAAGAUCAUUGACGAAGAAUACAUCCAAAACAUUGACUGCCUGAUUGGCUCUCUCCGGCGCUUCAUCAGCCGCGCGCCGGCACAAGAAUACACCGCCGCCUGCGCCGUCGAGGAGACGCACCGCUGCGCUCUCGAGUGGACGACCAAACCCGACGUGGCGCUCUUCGCCAGCGUCUCCGAGCUGACGCACAAGGCCGCCGUGCGGAUCCUCCUCGGCGACGACUUCUACUCCUCGAGCGAUGAGCUCCGCACGCUCCUGCGCGCCAUCGAGGAGGAAGCCGGGGAGCCGUGGGCCUCCGUCCUUCCUGACUGGCUGCCCCACCCGGCCGUGCGACGGCUGCGCUGGGCACGGGAGCGCGUUGCCGAUAUCUUCACGGAGAGGCUGAUGCGCAGGGAUGCCAUCGCCGUCGCCGGCGGGCCCAUUGAGGCCGACAGGCAGGACUACGUCACGUUCCUCCUGGACGAGGACGGCACGGCGGGGCUGAAGCAUCUGUUCCCUGCGCACUACACGAUCCUGAUGCUCUUUACGCAGAACGGUGUUGCUUCGACCGUGUUCUGGGUCCUCAUCUCCCUCUUGAGACACCCAGACGUCAUGAACGCCGUCAAGAGGAACUCCCGCGGCGCAGAGAACGACUCUUCCCUCCUGAAGGCCUGCAUCAAAGAGACGGAGCGGUACUACGAGAACGUGCGGUCCUCCUCCCGGCUGGACGGCGCCUGCCCGGACUCCUGGAUGCCCGGCAGAUGGCUCAACGCUGAGAAUAAGCUCGUUAGCUUCGACGAGGUGUGCAGCGGCGGCGUUGCGUCUGAUGACCAGGUCAAGCCCGCACAAGGUGACGACGGGAUGUCGGCAAUUGUCGUUGAGCAGGUGCUCACGACCUUGCUUCGGUGCUACGAGGUGUCUUGGGCGUCUCCUGAGCAGCCUCGGACGGUGGAUUUUGAGGCGCUGGAUUUCGAUAGGCCUGGACCCCCCCAAAUGAAGGAUGACUUGAGAGUUAGGGUUUCGAGGAGAGUGUGGCCGGAGAUGACAGGAGGGUGUUAG
Colletotrichum aenigma is the source of this 1317-nucleotide messenger RNA. RefSeq lists its product as uncharacterized. The record is from RefSeq and is a predicted model, not a curated record. NCBI's taxonomy places the organism in Eukaryota, Fungi, Ascomycota, Sordariomycetes, Glomerellales, Glomerellaceae. The coding region runs from base 1 to 1317 and encodes 438 amino acids. The transcript is spliced from 4 exons. Gene Ontology annotation, molecular function: iron ion binding; monooxygenase activity; heme binding.